GUCUUCCACAGCCUGUCAAUCAAGGGUGCCACUAUCAGAAAGAAAUGAACCCUCUUUCCCAUUCCAACCCACGGGACUGGUUAAAUGUAUUCAGCCCUCCUAUAAUUCCUCCAAGCCAGCAAGUGGUAGAACAUGGUGAAAUCAGAACAAACAUGAGCACUCAAGGUGAAGGUGACUUCGGGGCCGAAGAAGAUGAAGUUCUCACUCUCUUAUACGACCCGUGCCUAAACUGUUAUUUUGAUCCUGAAACUGGCAAGUACUAUGAGCUGGCAUAGUCAUUUGCAAGGGCAAGGAACAUGACCCCUCUUCAGAACUCUUCCAGCACUUGGGCCUUUGCAAAACACUAUUUUAAAACAUCUUAAAGUUUUAUUUUUUUAAAAAAAAAUGUGUGGUGUGUUUUAACAGAUUGCCCUUGCAGGCUUUUCCAUUUUGCAUACAUAUUUUCUGAGCCAGCUGAUGUUAUGUAAACUAUGGAAAGUUGUUGUAUGUGAACAAAUUAUGCUGAAUCAAAAAUGUUUGCCUAGUUAA
Messenger RNA from Sceloporus undulatus (fence lizard), 528 nucleotides. RefSeq names its product protein CFAP20DC-like. NCBI's taxonomy places the organism in Eukaryota, Metazoa, Chordata, Lepidosauria, Squamata, Phrynosomatidae. The transcript is spliced from 3 exons. The record is from RefSeq and is a predicted model, not a curated record. Bases 45 to 275 code for a protein of 76 amino acids.